Fundulus heteroclitus (mummichog) is the source of this 1968-nucleotide messenger RNA. Its product is annotated as cell surface A33 antigen-like. Gene Ontology annotation, cellular component: plasma membrane. Lineage: Eukaryota; Metazoa; Chordata; Actinopteri; Cyprinodontiformes; Fundulidae. The coding region runs from base 13 to 807 and encodes 264 amino acids. The transcript is spliced from 6 exons. The record is from RefSeq and is a predicted model, not a curated record.
UCCACCUUUGUCAUGGAGAGGAUUCCAACCUUGGUCCUGCUUUGUGUGGUGUGGUCAGCUGUUGCAGCCCUCCAGGUUGACAUCCCUAAGAGUCAGUAUGAGUUUGCCAGAGGAGAGAACAUCACUCUGCCCUGCACAUUUAAAACCACUCAAAGCAAUCCACCCAUUGUCAUCAUCUCAUGGUCUGCUGAGGGUCCAGACACUCCUGCUGAGGAGACCCUCAUUCUGACCCAUUAUUACCCCGCUGGACUCACAGACAUCAGUCCAAAGUACGAAGGUCGGGUGUCUGUGGAUGUAAAUGUUGCUUCUGGCAAAGCUGAUCUUAAGCUUUCCUCCAUCACAAUGGCAGAAAACAAAGAGUUUGAGUGUCGUGUCCAGAUCCCCAGAGAUGAUUAUGGGCAACCAGCAGACACAGCACGUUUGACUGUUCUAGGGCCUCCCUCUCCACCCAUCUGCCGGACUCAGGGUAAAGCAGAGUAUGGUCAAAACAUCAGCCUCACCUGUAAUUCUAUGGAAGGGUUCCCUCCUCCCAGUUACAGAUGGGAGAGCUGGGAUAUGAACGGGACCUCUCGCGUUCAAGACCCAAGCACCGCUGACACUGGAGGCACUCUGUCUUUGUAUGACAUCUCCCAAAACACCUCAGGAAUCUACAUCUGCACAUCAAGCAACAAGGUCCAGUCAGUUAAAUGCCUCAUCAUCCUUCGUGUCAUGCCAUCUCCCACAAGCAUCAGUUCUAAUGCAAGAAUCCUCACAAGAGCUGUCGCCAUUUUGAUCGUAUCCAUCAUGGUCAUCUAUUGCAGUUGCUAAAAAAACAGUACGACCAGCUCGGGUAUCUGCAACAGCACCUAAUAUCGUCACAAAAUCUUAAAGCAGAAGUCAAACCGAUCCAGUCAGGGUCCAGAAGUUCAAUAUCACAUUCCCGCACAACGCAGAUUGACAGAGAUAAACAUGGACCGAUCAAUGUUUCGUUUUUGUAUUCAUGCAAACAAACAUACAUGUGAGGAGUUCACAAUGCUCAUCUUUGUCUAUCGUCCAACUCUAAAAGCAGAGAACACAUUUUGUUGUAAUGUAUGUUUCAAUGACAAUAAAGAUGAUAUUACUAUUACUGAACAAUCAGAACAGUAAACAGACACUAACAACUCUUUAAAUGCUCAUCACUCAGAAGCAGUUGGACUACGCAGUUAAAAAUUAAUCUGCAUGAUUUACACACAACCUCUCGCAGAAACACAAUAAGUCUGUAAAUUUCACAAAGCAUUUCAAACGGUACAUCAACAAACAAAUAGCCCAUGUUUCUAGCUCAGUUCCAGAUCAGCAGAAACUCAUUUUAGCAACGUAGGUAACUGUUACAAAGGUCUUUAGGUUAUAUCUUAGUGUCCAAAUGCUGUCCCAAGUUGUUAUAUAAUUUUAAUCUGAUGAUUAUGAUUAAUUGCAGACAACGAAUCAACCAGCAGUGUAUUUCCUUGUGAAAUGUUUACAUCAUAUAUUUGGAAAUGGAAAUGAUCCGGUCAGCUCAUUACUGUUUUCAUAGAUUAAAAUCCAAAAGGAGUUCACUCCUUUAUCAGUUCUUCAUUAUAUUUCAAAAAUCAACAUUGAUUAAUUGUAUUUGACUUUACAUAAUCACAUAGCAUUUCCAUCCUACUGUCUGCCUUGUUUUGUUCAAAUUUUGGCAUCUCUUUUUUUAUAAGGUAUUACCUUUUUUGCUACUUUGCUUCUUAUCUUCUGCUUUGUCUCAAUCCCCCAUUUGGCCACAGCAGAUGGCCACUCAUCCGGAACCUUGUUCUGCUGGAACUUUCGUUUUCAAACGGAUUUAUAUCGUUUUUAAAGUGGAUUGCUGCAAAUACAAUGCAUUAGACAGGAUUACUUAAAGUUGUACCAAUUGGCCAAAUAACUUGAAUUUGGCUGGAAACGAAUAAUGCCUGUUUAUCUUGUAGGAUGAUAUCUGAUUUGUUGUAAAUUGGUGUUAUACAA